Molecule: messenger RNA, 4352 nt
Organism: Vollenhovia emeryi
Lineage: Eukaryota; Metazoa; Arthropoda; Insecta; Hymenoptera; Formicidae
Exons: 22
Coding region: 315-3842 (1175 amino acids)
Molecular function (GO): protein binding
Source: RefSeq, a predicted model, not a curated record
GGACACGUGGAAAACUAUGCACAUCGUCAGUCUUACGAAGUUACUCGUAGCUUUCGAACGCGUUUUACUGUUUCGAGAUAAAAAGUGUUUUAUGUAAUACUUUGUAAAUUGUAAUACGAUGAAUCGGGGAUACGCUUUCGAUAUCGUGGCGAUUUAAACGGAGCACACAUUCUCGUCGGCGUUCCGUUAAGAAACGAGAAUGGAGUUCUUCAUUAAGUAGUACAGAGAGGCGACACAUUUGUCCGCGGUAUUGUAAAGGCGACUUCUCUCGAUAUUAUCUUAUUUCUUGGAGUUGCGAUCAAAAAGAGGCCCAAAUGCACUCGGCCGUGAGAAAUUGGUUGCAGCGUGGCGAACUCGAGAAACUCGAAAAUGUCGUGUUGGAGGGUCGGGGCUCGCGCCUGUUAAGCGAACACUCGCAGGAUCUUAGAACUCGUGUCUUCCUGAAGGGACUACCAAACUACUUGACGAAGAUCUCGCAAGUGCACGAUGCGGUUGCGCGCGGCUCGUUAGCUGAAACGCAGAAGAUAAUAUCCGAGGAGUCGAAGAAGAAGCUGGCGAUCGCCAAGGAUUCAUGCGGGGUACCCUUGCUACACAAAGCGGUCUACUACGAUCAACCCGAGAUCGUUGCUUGGCUGAUAGAAAAUUACCCUAUUGCGCCGCAACAGAAGGACAGGGAGGGACGUACAGCUUUGCAUUACUGCUGCGCGUGUAAAGAUUCCGAUUCGAUUUGGGAUACUCUCAUAGAAGGCGGAUGCGACGCUAGUGUAUGCGACAAGAGAGGGAACCCGGCCUCUUAUUACCUGGAGCACUCCGCGGAGGUCGAAUUGCCGGAAGAGGAGAUGACGACUCGACGAAGGAAAAGUACCGGAAAGGAAAGUAUGGAUUUCAAGCCCUCCAAUAUCAGGAUAUGGAUACACAACAAGGACAUCGGAAAGUUACAGCAAGUGCUGUGGGAGGGACACGGGUCUAAACUUCGAUGCGAGACCAGCAACAAUCCGCGAAUAAGAAAAUUCCUGGAGGCCGUGCCCUUUAUUAUGGGAACAAUAAAAGACAUUCACGCGACGGUCAUUAAUAACGACUUGGAGGGUCUCAAGAAGAAGUUGGAUGAACCGCCCAUUUCGCCUAUUGUUUUGUGCGGCAAGGACAGCAAUGGCUUAAACGCCCUGCACAAGGCUGCCGGUUUGGGAUACACAGACGUCGCUCGUGAAAUCCUCGAGAGAUCUUCCGCAACGGUGGCGGCUCAGGACAACGAGGGGAAGACUCCGUUGCAUUAUGCAGCUGCGCUUAAGGACGACGGCGUCAUGUACGACCUCCUGACGGAGCACGGGGCCGAUGAAAGUAAACUCGAUAACAGACAAAAGGCGCCCGCGUUUUACAAGAACCGCCCUUCGGACGUAGACCUGUCGAAUCUGUCGCUGAUACCGGAAGCGCCGCGUGUUUCCGACACUUAUCCGAAAAGCUGGGACUGGAGAAUCUUGGAAAUGGGACAAGCCGUUAUGAGAGGCAUGAAGAAGGUUAGCAGUGACGAUAGCGCUUUCGGUAGCGCCGAAUCCACGAUGAAGGAUUCGGACGGCUCGAAUGGCAAGGUCAAUGGUAUGAUGGAUUACAUGGGCGAUUUCGUGGAACAGAGAGCCGACGAUGAGCAACAGGAGAGCGAAGAAGCCGCGACUCCGAACGGAGACGAGCAGAAUGGAGAUGAAGAUGAGGCGAACGACGGGGGAGACGAGAACGAGGACGCGGGAAAUAACGAGGAAGAUGCCACGAAUGAGAAUGAAGGAGAGCAAGAGGAGAAAGCGUCAUCGGACGAUGACGUGGUAACUGGACCUGUCACGGAGCCGACGAAAGACGAGGAGGACGGGCCUGAAGCCGCCGCUAAUGAAGACGGCGUCUACGAGGAAUCCCCGAAGAUCGAGGAAAGCGUCGAGCACGAAGAAAGAAACGAACCUAGCACCGGCGAUUCCGGCGUUGACGAUCCUGCGCAAGACGAGGAGCAGCAGGUCAUCGUCGGCGAGCACAAGGAGCCCGCGGAGGUAGAAUUGACUGAGGGUAGCAUGGGCCGGGACCCAGAAGUCGAGGGUCUGCUGGGCGAAGGCAAUAUGGAACAAUUAGCGGUUCUUGUUCUCAAUGGCGAUGGCCGACGAUUGAUCGGACGACAGACCGGGAAUCCCGAACUCCAGGCUUUUAUCGACAACGUUCCGACCUAUAUGGGGAAAAUCCGUGCCGUGCACUUGGCAGCGCGAGAUGGGAAUCUUCGCGACCUGCAAAGCGCACUGGAUCGGCGCAAAUUCGCGGUGGCGCGAGACGCGUCGUCGCCCCACGGUGCAACGCCACUGCACGUGGCCGUUGUCUUCGGAAACACCGCUGUCAUCAGGUACCUGGCAGGAAGAUUUCCAGAAACCGCCAACGCGAUCGACCUCGACGGACGUACCCCGUUGCAUUACGCCGCGACGCUCGCUGAUAACGGCCAUUACUAUAAUCUUUUGCUACACCUGGGUGCCAACCCUUUAGAACAGGACAACUUUGGACAAAAGGCGGAUUAUUACAAGCAAAAUCGCAGCGAUUUAUCGCACAAAAAGCUUCUCCGCGAUUUCGGAGCUAGCGAGAAGCUCGCCGACGAAAUGUUGACGGAUAAAGUGCCCGGAGGUGAUAUCUACUCGGCUCGGCGGGAUGUGAGCGAGCCUGAGAUCCUGGCAACCCUGGAACGAUGUUUCCGAUUGCUGGCGGGCAACCGGCGAACGUCGAUACCGAAGACCCCGUCGAACGCCGAUGACAGCGAAAUCGACAUUCCAAUAUUUCGCACGGAGGAAGGACAAUACUUAGCAACAUCGCUUGGCGAUCCCUUAAUUAAAGGAUUGACGGAAGUUGCUAACGCACGUCCAAAGGAUCCGAUUACAUAUCUCGCGACAUAUUUAUACAACUUUGCUAGCAAGAACAAAACCAAUGAACAGGAAUCCGACGUUCUCAUUAUACCCGAUCGCGAAGAGGGACAUUUGGAUAAUGUCGAGAACGAGACGUUUGAUGACGCCGGCUAUCCCCGAAGCCCAGAUUCGGACGUACCCGAGUCCACAUUCAGCAAUCCUAACAGAGACGAACACGGGCAGAGUAUGAUCCACUUCGCGGCGGUUCGUUCCUAUUCCAAGGAUGGCUUGUACCACCUGCUGCUGGAGACGCAGGUCAAUGUCGGUUUCAGGGAUGAAUUGUAUCGGACAGCCAGAGACGUCGCCGAACAGGCGAACAUUCGGGAGAACGUCGAGGAGAUCGACCGCUUCGUUGUUUACCUCGCGGCGAGAGGAGAGACUGAAAAGCUGGUCGAGCUUCUGCUCGAGGGCUACGACCAUAUUCUGGACGCCGAGGACGACGGGGUGAACAUCAUCAACGUGGCCGCGCAAAGAGAGCACGAAGCUACCGUGCAAUUUCUGCAAUCAAUUCCUAAUUACGUGAACCAACGCGAGGAGGUACACGCCGCCAUUCGGGCGGGCGACGAGGAACGUGCGAAGGAGCUUUUGAGCAAAAAUAACGGGGGUGGCAAGCUGCUGGCGGUUGGAAAGAACUCGAUCGGCCGAUGCGCACUGCACAUCGCUGUACUUCGGGAAGAUGAAGAGAUCGCCAAGUUUAUCGCGAAAACGUAUCCAGAAACAUUACGCAGCGGCGAUAACCUAGAGAGAACGUCUCUUCAUUACGCAAUGGGCGUGCCGUCCGUGGAAGUCUUGAGUAAUAUAUUGAUCAAGGCAGGCGCGAAACGUAUUGUCAAAGAUCUGAAAUCUCGGCAGCCCUCGUACUACUUCAUGAACAAAUCUGAUAUCGAGCGACUUCAAGAAGAGGAGAAAUCCAUGACUGCGUAAAUCUUACAAGGCUAAAUAUUUGCACUCGUAAUAACACGAUCACACUUUAAUAUGUUCGUGCGUUUGAUUGAAAUGUGUAUCGAGGGCCGACGACAGAGAUGAGAGAUAGAUAUAAAUAGAUAACGCGGCAGAUAGUCUCCGUGUUACGUAUCGACUGUUUACAAUGUCGAGUGUAGAAUAAGCGCAAUUCCGAAGAAUCUUAGAGCUCUUUCUAUAAUUUAAAAAUAUGUGUAUUCUAUGUUACGUUUUAUCUGUACAUAAUAGAGAAAGAAUAUUUUGUGAAAAGAUUUCAUCGUCGGCCCCUGUUAAGAAAAGUACAAGUGUAUGACGUGUUGUCGAAAGCAUACGGAUUCAUGAACUGUAUGAACCAUGUCAGAUAUCGUGACAGUUUAGUGCCUUAUAAAUAAAUGUAAUGAGACUGCAACACACAUAUACAUAUAUAUAGUAUCGUCAUUUCACUCAAUUGUCGGCUGUAACGUUAAAAGAAUAAUAAAAGGAAGAGAAAGGAAA